AUGUCGUCUGCCACAAGACGUUUCCCCUUGUCCGUCGCUUUGCUCUGCCUCUACUUCCGCUCUGCUUCCUCGCUUUCAUUCAGCUUGGACUUCUCCAAGACCGGCGACCCCUGCGGCCGAGAGCUGGUGUGCAAGGGCGACGCAUCCAAAGGCAGCACCAUGAUCGAGCUGACAAACAGUGACCCCACGUCGGUUACUGCCAUGAUCAGCCAAGGCCGGGUGUGGUACGGGACGCCAGUUCCGCUCUGGAACGCCAUCACCGGCGAGGUAGCAAGCUUCACCACCACCUUCUCCUUCAACAUCACGUGGAUGGAAGGCAGCCCUGACUGGGGCGACGGCAUGGCCUUCUUCCUCUCGCGUUUCUCGCGCGACAGUGUCCUGGACAGCAAUUACGGCGGCGGGUUACUAGGCCUUUUCAACAACGGUGACCACCUGGACGCGAGGGGUGAUAGCCAGGUCGUCGCCGUCGAGUUCGACACGCUCCGUAACAAUGAAUGGGACAGCAGCAGUCAGCACAUCGGCAUCGACGUCAACUCCAUCAGGUCGGUGAACUACAAAAACACGAGCUCGGCGGAGAUGAGCAACGCCAAGAACCUCACGUCCGGGUUCACGAUGACUGCCACGGUCCACUACGACAACGGGACGAAGUUGUUGGCCGCCGAUCUCCAGAUCAACGACACCUUCUACCACGUCAGUGCGAUCGUCGACCUGAAGAAAAUCUUGCCCGGGGAGAUGGCCAUUGGCUUCUCCGCGGGGACUGGUGUGAAAAAGGAGCUGCACCGGGUCUUGUCGUGGUAUAAUAUCAUUCUGGGGCUAGGGUCCGCACUACGCUACCUGCACCUGGACUGGGAGCAAUGCGUUGUACACGGUGACAUCAAGCCGAGGAACAUAAUGUUGGAUUCAUCGCACAACACUAAACUGGGCGACUUUGGUCUCGCCCGGCUCGUGGACCACGGCGCAGGUCCGCAAACCACGGGGCUCAUACAAGGCACCGUGGGUUACAUCGAUCCGGAGUUCGUCAACACGUUCCAGCGAAGCACCCAGUCGGACGUCUACAGCUUUGGCGUCGUCCUGCUAGAGAUCGUCUCCGGCCGGCUGCCUGCAAACCGCCGGGAACCAUCUUUCAUGCUGACUAAGUGGGUGUGGAGCCUUUACAGCCAGGACUUGACCCUUGAGGCCACGGACGCACGGCUGAGGACGAUGGACGACGACGCCAGCCAGCGGCAGAUGCAGCGCGCCCUUGUCGUGGGGCUCUGGUGCGCACAUCCCGACCCGGCAGAGCGGCCGUCCAUGGCGCAGGCGAUGCACGUGCUGCAGUCGGAGGACGCGAGGCUGCCGGCGCUCUCGUCGCAGAUGUACAGGCAGCAGGUGCCGCCGCCGAGCUUCGGCGCGGGCGAGAGCGGUGCCUCUGGCAACUCAUUAUCCAGCGGCGUCCGCUCUUCCUCGGCAACCACCAGAGUGACAUCUUCACCGGAAUAG
Molecule: messenger RNA, 1479 nt
Organism: Miscanthus lutarioriparius
Lineage: Eukaryota; Viridiplantae; Streptophyta; Magnoliopsida; Poales; Poaceae
Source: the annotation of a GenBank genome assembly